AUGGAGUUAGUGUAUAUCUGUGGAGCAAUCAUCAUCAUAUUUUCUGGAAUAUUGUCUUUCUAUUUGGAUGUCAAUGUACCAGAACCUAUCAAGGAGAAGUUCAGCCUCAGAAUUAUGGAGGGAUGUUUGAAAGGCCUCGGUCAUGUAAUAGAUGUUCUUUUGAAACUUGGUGUAACACAACCAUACUCGCCAUUCAUUAAAAACUUGGGCAACAACGUGUACAGAGUCUGCACCUCUGGCAAACUGUGGAAUCCACAGGAUAAAGAUCUCAAGAUAACCAACAGAGUAAUGAGUGGAGUGCCUGUACGGAUGUACGAACCUUUGUCAUCGGUACAGAAAUCCAACAGACCAGUACUCAUAUACAUCCAUGGCGGAGGCUGGACCUUUCUAUCGGUUGACAACUACGACCUUCUCAGUCAAAAGCUUUCCAAGGACGCUGAUGUUGUUGUCAUAUCUGUUGAAUACCGACUGAGUCCCCAAAAUCCCUAUCCCGCUGGUUUGAAUGACGUAACCGACGUAAUUUCAUACGUAUUUAACAAUGCCGAAGACGUCGGAAUCAACCCGGGACGUAUCGCUGUAGGUGGAGACAGUUCUGGUGGGAACUUGGCAGCGGCAGCACAACUUCGCAAGGAAAUGCGUGGGAAAAUAGCAAUGCUGCUUCUGUUGGUGCCUGUGUUACAGGCGGCGAAUAUGAAAACGAUCAGUACUACAGAAAACGUUAAGUAUUUACGAAAAAGCGUUAACAAUCCUGAUCAAGUCAUCAAUGUCUUGCAUUACCUUCAUAUAGAUUUAUCACUCUUCAAUGCAUUCAAAAACAACCAACAUACCUCUGUUGCCUUUAGGCGAGGAAAGUAUCAAUUUUUGUUUGAUCAAAAGAAGUAUCUUCCUAGUGAAUACAUACGAUCUGAAGAACUUAGAAAAAAGAAAACAGACAUUAAUGAUUCAGACAAUAAGACAUUAUUUAAUGAAAUAAAAGAUAAGCUAACUAAUCCAAACAUCUUUCCCCUAAUGGCCUCAGACGAAGAUCUUUCUCAUUUUCCGUUUACGUACGUCAUGGCAGCAGGAUAUGACAUCAUCCGUGAUGAUGCCAUAAUGUUUGCGGAGCGUCUGAGACAUUUAAAGAAAAAAGUUCAGUUGUCACAUUUUCCCGACGGAUUUCACAAUGAUUUAGUAAUGUUUAGUGGCCCACUGCAAGUUGAUGUUGGAGUGAGAACAGUAAAUGACAUUUGUCGAAUAUUAAAGAAACUGUAGAGCAAAAUAUACAAACACACAUAUGAGAUACCAGUAUCUUAUGGCGUGUAAAACGUUGCUAUAUUCGAUAAUCUUAUGAUGUAUGUUCAAUAUCGUGUGAUGUAUGUUCGAUAAU
Molecule: messenger RNA, 1366 nt
Organism: Ostrea edulis (European flat oyster)
Lineage: Eukaryota; Metazoa; Mollusca; Bivalvia; Ostreida; Ostreidae
Product: neutral cholesterol ester hydrolase 1-like
Exons: 5
Coding region: 1-1251 (416 amino acids)
Molecular function (GO): hydrolase activity
Source: RefSeq, a predicted model, not a curated record